Danio rerio (zebrafish) is the source of this 708-nucleotide messenger RNA. RefSeq names its product zgc:112255. Lineage: Eukaryota; Metazoa; Chordata; Actinopteri; Cypriniformes; Danionidae. The record is from RefSeq and is marked provisional.
AUUGUGCUGGAAAUACUUCAGUAAACAUGGAUAGAAGUGUCAGUGUGCCACACCAACCGAAUAAAACCACUACGGUAACUUUGGUGGAGACCAGCAGUAACCCGAGUGGAAUGGUUCUGGUGAGUCCUUACCAGACUAACCGGGUUGGAGAUCCUAUGGAUCUGGUUUCUCUGGCACAGCAAGUGCAGAAGGGAGAUGAGUUUAUCAGAGCCAACGCCUGCAACAGACUUACAGUCAUUGCUGAUCAAAUAAGAUACCUUCAGGAGCAAGCAAGAAAGGUUUUGGAAGAUGCUAGGAAAGAUGCUGAGCUUCACCACGCUGCCUGCAAUGUUGUGAAGAAACCAGGAAACAUGUAUUAUCUUUACAUGCGUGAAUCGGGACAGCGGUACUUCUCCAUUUUGUCUCCACGGGAAUGGGGUGCCAGUUGUCCUCACAAGUUUCUUGGCGGAUACAAACUCCAACACGACAUGUCUUGGACACCUCAGGAAGACGUUGAGAAACGGGACGCUGAAAUUGGCAUCAUGGACAAACUGUUAAAUAGACAGACUGCUCUGCCAGCCUGCACAGAGCCCAAUUUCGAAGGCCUUUCACAGUGAGAGAACAUAGAACACUCAUGAACAAUCUUAAAUAAUGACCACCUGGUUUUAAAAUAUACGAGUUGUUUGUUAAUAUACAACACAAAUUAAAUUCAAAUUCAUUUUUUCAGAA